UCAGCCUCAAAAUAGGCUGCGCAGUACCAUAGACUCAACAGUUUGAGCUUUAAACAAGGAAACAAAAGACAUCCGAAGAUCCUCUUCAAGACACUUUAAACACUGCAGGACACGAAUAAAGGAGACACUCGCUUUUUAAGAGGACUCGUACAACCUGCAAAGAUGAUUUUCGACAAGUUGAAAAAGUUUGACAUCGUCUUCGACUCUCCGGAGGUGGACUGUCCUCCGGUGUUCAGCAGCGGGGACGUAGUGUCCGGACGGGUGGUGCUGGACCUGUCCGGGGAGAGUCGUGUGGACUCCCUGAAGCUCCACGCAGAGGGUUUUGCUAAAGUGCACUGGACCGAGUCUCGAUCCGCCGGCUCCAGCACCGCAUACACCCAGAAUUACAGCGACGAGGUGGAGUACCUGAACCGGAGAGAGGUGCUGCUGCAGGCAGAUAAUGGCGAAGUCACCAUCCUUCCUGCUGGCAGACAUGAAUUCCCCUUCAGCUUCCAGCUGCCUGAGGAGACGCUGGUCACCUCCUUUGAGGGGAAACAUGGCAGCAUCCGUUACUGGGUGAAAGUGAAGCUUCACAGGCCGUGGGCCACUGUCAAGAAGAUCAAGAAGGAGUUCACAGUCAUCGAGCCCAUCGACAUCAACACACCAGCUCUCUUGGCUCCACAGGCUGGAACGAAGGACAAGAUGGCACGGGCAUGGUACCGCAACUUUGGACAAGUGUCUGUAACUGCAAAGAUCGACCGCAAAGGCUACACACCAGGUGAGGUGAUACCUGUCUUUGCGGAGUUCGACAACUCUACCUCCAGAUCAGUGGUGCCCAAAGCCUACAUCACUCAGACGCAGACUUUCAUUGCUCGUGGCACCAUGAAGCAGAAGCGCUCAGUGGUGGGCACGCUAUGCGGUGAUAUUGUGGGCGCCAGAUCCAGGGAGACAUGGCACGGUCGCGCCAUCAAGAUCCCACCCGUGGGUCCCUCCAUCCUACAGUGCCGCAUCAUCAAAGUAGAGUACAUGCUUAAGGUUUGUGUUGAUGUUCCUGGGACAUCCAAGCUGUGUCUGGAGCUUCCGCUGGUCAUAGGCACCAUCCCUCUCCAUCCCUUUGGCAGUCGCACCUCCAGCGUCAGCAGCCAGUACAGCGUCAACCUGGAGUGGCUGCGCAUGGCCAUCCCAGAGCAGCCUGAGCCUCCUCCAGAUUACAGCUCUGUGGUGACAGAGGAGGAGGCCGAGCAGCGCAACAGUGGAGUGGUCCCACAACCUGCAGAAGACCUGAGUGGGAUCCUUGAGCGCCCCCUCAUGGCUUUUGUCCAAGAGUUUCGCUUCCGACCUCCGCCUGUGUACAGUGAGAUUGACCCCAACCCUCAGCCCUUGAACAUGAGACCUCGCUGCAUGACGUGUUGAACCAUGAGCCCUGCCUGAGUGUCAAGCGACUUAAAUUAAUGGAACAAAUCAAGAGAUUUGUCUUCUCCUGGAUUACUUCUCUCUGAUAAAUGGCACCUGGUCCCACCAAGUGUCGUGGAGGGGGACUAGAGCGCCACGGAGAGGUCAGGAGACGGAGCUCACAGGAACUGGAUGUCAGUGGAGGCCACUUUGUUUCUAAUCCAUAAAGUAAAGUGGACGCUUUCCGGUUCUUUUGCAACGAAAGUCACUUCUCCACAUCGGUUCCUGUCCUCCCCAUGUGAUCUAUGGCUCGUGGUGAAGCGAGCUACAAAUACCUCCCAAUCAAGGAUUCCCUCAUGUGAAGCGCAUUUUGAGUUUUAAGGAGUUUGGGACAUACUGGGGGUGGGGAGAUCACUUGAUAUUUGUCAGGUGGGGAGCUGGAGUUGCACCAGGUGAUUGGAUGUUUAAAAAAACGCUCUUGAUAAGGUGACUCAUGUUUAGAAGCAAAUCGACAUCUUUGAGUGGCGUUAAGAGAAAAGUGCAAUUAUUAUCCUCAGUCUCCAGCUCCUCUUGUCUUGGCAAAACAGUAGAUAUUAACAACUUGCAUUGCUAUGCAUUGUGUGCCUGUGAUGAUUUCUACUGUUACUUAAGCACAUACUGUAUCUGAAAGUGUGACGGUGGAACAAACAAGUCAAGUAAGCAGAUGGAGAUGCAUUUUAUGCAUGCAGGUCACAAUGUGUAAAAGGGAAAAAUACAUAUGCCUUAAUUAUCUGCCGUUAAAGAUUGCAUGAGAGUUUCAGGGAGCCGUUCUCUCAUAAAGAUGAAUAGAGCUGAAUGUAUUCUGAAAGAACUUUUAGAACAAAAAAACGGUUGAUUGUAUGUGGACGAAAUCCAAGAGAAGUGUUGUGUUAAUGCGAAGCUUAAGGCACUGAAGUGUCAGAUAGCCGUGGUUGUUGAUUUUAGCACAGUGAUUAAACAGGAUGAGCAGUUUGUGUAGAAAGCUGCACAAGGUUCAUAGAUUAGCUCUCCCAGCUGCUAAACAAAAGGAGGAGGAGGAGGAGACGGAGACCUCUGAGCCAUGUGGCCUGAAGCUUUUUUGAUGGGAGCCAGAUGCCCCCGAUGCUGUGGGGUGCUUUGUGAAGCUCAACCCGAACACACUGCUCAGCGUUCAAGUCGAGCCUCAAGCUGGAGAUGCCACUGAAACAUAUGGACAAAGAACAUUCCAAAAAUAGAAAAUGAUGCGAGGACUAUGUUUCAUCCUCAGCUUCCAAAUAAACUGUUAGAAGUAUGAAAGAAGCCUUCAGGGUCAGCUGUGCGACUUUGGUGGCACGCACUGAAAAUAACGUAUUUUUAUACAAAUGCAAUUGUUGAUUCACAAUCCUGCCAAAGUUUUGUAAUAGUUUUUUUUUAAUAAAAACA
Messenger RNA from Larimichthys crocea (large yellow croaker), 2790 nucleotides. It is a transcript of the gene arrdc2, whose product is annotated as arrestin domain containing 2. The record is from RefSeq and is a predicted model, not a curated record. Gene Ontology annotation, cellular component: plasma membrane; cytoplasm. The coding region runs from base 163 to 1392 and encodes 409 amino acids. The transcript is spliced from 7 exons. Lineage: Eukaryota; Metazoa; Chordata; Actinopteri; Sciaenidae. Gene Ontology annotation, biological process: protein transport.